AUGGGUAAAGAGGGCGACCCCGCAGGUGCAUUGACGUCCCGGUCGGUCUUCGGUGGUCGCUUGCAGCAGAAAACCAGGAGCACGAACACGGUCAAGAGGAGCACGAAGGGGAUGCUGAUGCUGAGCCACAACUCGAGGGCCUCGUCGUCCACCGAGUCGGUACAACUGGAAGUGCUGUUGCUAUUGUCAGCAAUGUCUUGGGCGGCGGCGGCGGCGGCAUUCUCGGUCGAUGGGUUCGUGCCCUUUAAGGUCGUGCCGCUCGAACCUGUUCGAAGGGAUCCGGAACCUGCUGCGGACAUGGUGAGCUUCAGCAUUUCCGACGGCACUUCGCCAAUCAGCCAGUUCGGACCGGUGGGUCGUCCCCUUUCUACUCGGAGCAAAGACGCUGUUCCUCGUCGUGGAGUCCAGAGAUCGACAGAGCCACCGGACGGACAACUGGAGCGUCAGGUGCUCGAUCGAUAG
Messenger RNA from Peronospora matthiolae, 462 nucleotides. Lineage: Eukaryota; Oomycota; Peronosporomycetes; Peronosporales; Peronosporaceae. The record is from the annotation of a GenBank genome assembly.